UAGCAGCGUUUGUCCUUUGCAUUUUCCUCAUGGAAAGAGAUUGAUAUCACAGCUAAGCCUUUUGUUUUGUGUUUUGGGGGCUUCCCUUUCCUCUCUCUCUCUCUCUCUCUCUCUCUCUGCGCGGCCGUUGUUGACCAUGACCCCUUGAUUGAAUAUGUUCGUACACACUUCAGCAAUUGUGAUACGCUUCUAUUGGUUUCCAACGAAAAAGGCUUGAUUGUUUGAUUCAGCAUUGGCUUUUUCUUUCGCUUCUUGUCGUGGAUUGCUUGGUUAUUUACAGUCUACCCGAUUGGCUCUGAAACUCGAGGAUGAAGGGAAAGUUUGGAACACCAGGAAGUUACUUUGUGUUAAACACAGGGCAUAGAAUUCCUGCCAUUGGACUUGGGACAUGGCAGAGUGGUGGAGACCUUUGUGUUCAAGCCGUAAAAACGGCGUUAUCAGUUGGUUACCGCCAUAUAGAUUGUGCACAUCUUUAUGGUAAUGAGAUCGAAGUUGGGGAAGCAUUAGCUGAAGCAUUUAAGGGUUCACUGAAGAGGGAAGACGUUUUCUUGACUUCUAAGCUCUACUGCACAAUGAAUUCUCUCAAUAAAAUCGAGAACUAUGUUCAAGUUUCUCUUAAGAAUCUUGGAGUUUCGUAUUUGGAUCUAUAUUUGAUGCAUUGGCCUGACAGCUCGGCGUUUGGUGAUGCUACUGAUCCUCCUUCAAAGUCUGGGAGUGAGUAUAGGCAAUUCUUGAAUCGGUUGAAGAAAGCAUGGAAAGCUAUGGAAGGUCUGGUUGAGAUGGGUCUGGUGAGAGCUAUUGGGGUCAGCAAUUUCAGUGUUUCACAAAUCAAACAAUUGCUUAAAUUUGCAAAGAUUGUACCUGCUGUCAAUCAGGUGGAGUUGCACCCAUUUUGGAGGCAAGAUGAACUUGUAAAGUUCUGUCAAUUGAAAGGUAUCCAUGUGUCUGCUCACACACCCUUAGGAGUCCCAACUUCUACUCCUGGACCAUCUGAUAGCAGUUCAGGUGGGGAAGAUGAACCUGGAACUCCUCGCAUAUCAUUCAGGAGGUCAAGGUCUGUGCAUGGGCCUAUGCUGAAAAUAUCAACAGUUUCAGAGAUAGCAGACCGACACAGAAAAACACCUGAGCAGGUGAUUUUGUGUUGGGGGCUGCAAAGAGGAACCAGUGUGCUGCCUUGCAGCCUGAAGCCUGAUAGGAUAAGAAAAAACAUAGACAUCUUCAGUUGGUCUCUAUCAGAUGAUGAGUGGAACCGCUUGAACCAGAUCGAGCCCCAGGUAUGCUUGUUUGGAAACGGUCCUUUGAAUAAUCUAUCGGAGAGUGGGUUUAUGUCUGGAAGUGUUCCACUUCAAGCUGUGCAUGAGAUGGAAGAUGACAUGGAAUCCAAUGCCUGAUACGCCGAUAGAUAAUAAUAUCCUCGUUCUCCUCCUCCUCCUCAUACAAUGUGCCAUUUUUGUUCAAAGAAGUGACCAUCUCAUAAUAUGUGUGCCCAUUGUUUGCAAGAUUUCUGGUUGUUUGUGGAUGCUUAGAAAUUAUUCAGAACAGAUAUUAUCAAUUCAAGUGCCAAAUAUUUCUUUCUUUU
This is a messenger RNA of Malus domestica (apple), 1579 nucleotides long. RefSeq names its product aldo-keto reductase family 4 member C10-like. Gene Ontology annotation, cellular component: cytosol. NCBI's taxonomy places the organism in Eukaryota, Viridiplantae, Streptophyta, Magnoliopsida, Rosales, Rosaceae. Gene Ontology annotation, molecular function: aldose reductase (NADPH) activity. The record is from RefSeq and is a predicted model, not a curated record.